This is a messenger RNA of Apis mellifera (honey bee), 1431 nucleotides long. Its product is annotated as zinc finger protein 239-like. Gene Ontology annotation, molecular function: RNA polymerase II cis-regulatory region sequence-specific DNA binding; DNA-binding transcription factor activity, RNA polymerase II-specific. The record is from RefSeq and is a predicted model, not a curated record. The transcript has 2 exons. Gene Ontology annotation, biological process: regulation of transcription by RNA polymerase II. Bases 39 to 407 code for a protein of 122 amino acids. Lineage: Eukaryota; Metazoa; Arthropoda; Insecta; Hymenoptera; Apidae.
AUAGAAAUUUUAUAGAAAUAAAAUUGAAUUACAAUGGAAUGAAAAAUUAUAUACGAUUAAUAGGUGAAAAACCACAUGGUUGUACUGUGUGUGGAAAAAUGUUCAGUACAAGUAGCUCGUUGAAUACACAUGUCAGAAUACAUACUGGAGAACGGCCACACGAAUGUCUCACUUGCGGGAAACGUUUCACGGCUUCAUCGAAUUUAUAUUAUCAUCGAAUGACUCAUUAUAAGGAGAAACCUCAUAAAUGCAACGAAUGCGGUCAUUCUUUUCCAACCCCUGGUGAUUUAAGGGCCCAUGGGUAUUCUCAUAAUGGUAACUGGCCUAUUCGAUGUUCGGUUUGUAAUCGGGGAUUUUGCAAACCUGGAGCUCUACAUCAUCAUAUGCAAGUGCACAUAGGUAAUUAAUAUUAAUUAAAUAUUAAUGACAAGUGCUUAUAAUUUUUCACGGAUUUUUAUCACUUUACAAAUUAAAAAAAGAUUAAUAACUAAUCAAUAAAAUAAAUAAAUAAAAAGAUAGAUAUAUCUAUUUUUAGAAACAUGCGAAAAUUUGAAAAUGUCAAGUUGGAUCGAAAAUUCGAUUCGAGAUUGGAUCUCGAAUUCUCGAAACUACUUUGUGAUCGUAAGAUUGUCAGGAUUCCCAAGAAUUUCGAAUUUCUUAGAUAUUAUGAAAUUUUUGAAAAUUUUUGGACUAUUCUUUUAAUUUGAAGUAUUCUAAAAAUAUUAUUUAAUUCCUUAAAAUUUUAGGAACUUGAUAUUUUUAAAAAUUCUUGAAAUUCUUAGAUUUUCAGAUAUUUUCGGGAUAUGAGCCGAGCUGAAUCGAACCAAUCCGAUCCAAUUUCUUCUUGAUCCGUUCGAGCAUCGAAUAUAAGAAAUAUAAACAACUAUUUUAUUGAUUUUUUAAAUUAGAAAAUUAGAAUAAAUUAUUAUCUUAUAAAAAAAAAGAAAAAUUAAAGAGGAAUUAUUAAUUAUUUUUUUCAGGAAAUCGAUCGUAUCAUUGUAAUAUAUGUAAAAAACAAUUUUCUAUGAUGAAUAAUUUACGAUCACAUGAACGAUCUCACGAUUUCAAUGUGCUAAAUCGAAAUAUCAUUAAUUGUUUAAAUGAAGAAAAUAAUAAAACAACGAUAACUGCACUUACUUUCGAAGAACUAACUAAAAGUCAAUUUCCCGCAAUUUAUUCUUGGACUUCAUGGGUACCAUUCCAUUAUUGAAAAUAUAAUAACUGAAAUAAUUGAUUUGUUUUUUAAAAGCUUUUUAAAGCAAUAAAUGUUGAAAAUGAAUCAUUUCAAGCGAAAGAUAAGAUAAGAUAUAUACAAGUAAAUUUUAUUUAUUGUAUAAAUUGUACUAAUAAAUAUAAUAAAAUUAUAAUGUCGCGUUUAAAACUGUAUCAUUAUCGUUAAUUAAUUAUUAUAUUAUUAAUUUUAAUUCUCCU